Ilex paraguariensis (yerba mate) is the source of this 6671-nucleotide messenger RNA. Lineage: Eukaryota; Viridiplantae; Streptophyta; Magnoliopsida; Aquifoliales; Aquifoliaceae. The record is from the annotation of a GenBank genome assembly.
AAACAUCAAUAGAGUUGGUGAUUAUAGGUGAAGAUGGAGUUGUGCAAUCCAUCUGCGAGCAGCCUGUAUUUGGCACAAUAAAAGAUCUUGCUAUACUUCCAUGGAAUGAGAGAUUUCAUGCACGAAGCCCGCAGAUGCUAGGUAGAGACAUUUUGGUUGUUAUUUCUGAUUCAGGAAAGUGCUCGUUCCUCACAUUCUGCAAUGAAAUGCACAGGUUUUUCCCACUGACCCACAUUCAACUUUCUGCCCCCGGAAACUCCAGGCAUCAAGUCGGAAGGAUGCUGGCUGUUGAUUCUUAUGGCUCUUUUAUUGCUGUUAGUGCAUAUGAGGGUAGAUUGGCGUUGUUCUCAGUUUCAUUAUCUGCCGGUAGUGAUAUCAUUGAUAAGAAAAUAUUUUAUCCUUCUGAAAUUGAAGGGGACACAUGUACUGCAAGAGGUGUCACAAGUAUCUGUGGUACCAUAUGGAGCAUGUGCUUUAUUUCAAAAUAUUCCAUUCAACCAAGUAAGGAGCAUAGUCCUGUAUUAGCCAUUCUUCUGAAUAGGAGGGUAUCAUUCCGGAAUGAGCUUCUUUUAUUGGAAUGGAAUACUAGGGAAAAUGCUGUGCAUAUAAUUUCUCAAUAUGCUGAAGCUGGACCCCUAGCACUCAACAUAGUUGAAGUUCCUAGUUCUUAUGGAUUUGCCUUACUAUUUAGGGUUGGUGAUGUGCUACUGAUGGAUCUUAGGGAUGCUCACAACCCUUCUUGUGUCUACAGAAUAAGCUUAAAUUUCUCACCCUAUCAAGUGGAGGUGCAGGAAAAUGUUAUUGACACAACAAGGAUGUUUGAUGGCGAUGAAGAAGGAAUAUUUAGUGUUGCUGCCUCUGCUUUACUGGAGUUGAGUGACAUAAAUAAAGAUGACGAUCCAAUGAAUAUAGAUGGUAAUAGUAUCAAUUUUAAAUAUUCCUCGAAUUAUGUGUGCUCAUGGAGUUGGGAACCAGGAAAUGAAAACAGUCCAAGGAUGAUUUUCUCUGCAGAUACUGGUGAAAUUUUUUUGAUUGAAAUUUUAUCUGAUCCAGAUGGCCCCAAAAUAAAUCUAUCUGAGUGUCUAUAUAAAUGUCUUCCGUGCAAGACAAUUUUGUGGGUUGAAGGUGGAUUUUUAGCUGCACUUAUAGAGAUGGGAGAUGGGAUGAUCUUGAAACUUGAAGAGGGGAUGCUACUUUACAGAAGUCCUAUCCAAAACAUUGCACCAAUCUUGGAUAUGUCAGUUGUAGAUUGCCAUGAUGAGAAGCAUGAUCAAAUGUUUGCAUGCUGUGGGAUGGCACCAGAGGGAUCAUUAAGGAUUAUUCGAAGUGGUAUCAGUGUGGAGAAGCUGUUGAAAACUGCCCAUAUAUAUCAAGGCAUAACUGGGAGUUGGACAGUUAAGAUGAAAGUGAUGGAUUCUUAUCAUUCAUUUCUUGUGCUAUCAUUUGUUGAAGAGUCUAGAGUGCUCUCAGUUGGUGUGAGCUUUAGUGAUGUGACUGAUGCUGCUGGCUUCCAGCCUGAUGUCUGUACUUUGGCAUGUGGUAUUGUGGGUGAUGGUUUGCUGGUCCAGAUCCACCAAAAUGCAGUUAGGCUUUGUUUGCCCACAACAGUUGCCCAUCCUGAAGGUAUUCCUUUGUCGUCUCCAAUUUGCACAUCGUGGUGUCCUGAUAACAUGAGUAUCAGUCUGGGAGCAGUUGGACAAAAUUUGAUUCUUGUUGCUACUUCCAGUCCAUGCUUCUUAUUUGUUCUUGGGGUCAGACUUCUAUCAGCUUUCCAGUAUGAAAUAUAUCCAAUGCAACAUGUAAGAUUGCAGAAUGAAUUAUCCUGCAUUUCUAUUCCUCAAAAAUGUUUUGAGCAAAAACCAUUGAGUUCUCAUUUUAAUUCCUCAGAUAGUGGCCUUAUGGCUUCCCUUCCAGUUGGAGUUGAUUUAGGAAAUACCUUUGUUGUUGGGACACAUAAGCCUUCAGUGGAGGUUCUGUCUUUUGUUCAUGAUAAAGGCCUAAAAGUACUUGCUAUAGGGGCCAUUUCAUUAACAAACACUAUGGGAACCACUAUUAGUGGAUGUGUUCCUCAAGAUGUUAGACUUGUGCUAGUUGAUCGACUCUAUAUUCUUUCGGGAUUGAGGAAUGGAAUGCUACUUCGCUUUGAGUGGCCUUUUGCCUCUGCAAUGUCCUCAUUAGAUUCACCCACUCAGAAGGCUUAUAUUGGUUCCUCGUUGAUGAAUUCCUUGCCUUCAUCUAACUCUUAUCCGAAUUAUGCUGUCCCAACCAUAUGUGGGCCUAAUAUAUCUGCAAAGAUGAAGGACUGUGCUCCUGUUAAUCUUCAACUGAUUGCAAUCCGACGCAUAGGCAUUACUCCUGUUUUCCUGGUUCCAUUGAGUGAUUCGCUUGAUGCAGAUAUAAUUGCUCUCAGUGAUAGGCCUUGGUUAUUACAGACUGCAAGGCACAGCCUCUCAUAUACAUCUAUCUCAUUUCAACCGUCCACACAUGCAACUCCAGUAUGUUCGGUCGAAUGUCCUAAGGGAAUUUUAUUUGUUGCAGAGAACAGUCUCCAUUUGGUGGAGAUGGUACACACUAAGAGGCUUAAUGUGCAGAAAUUUCACCUUGGAGGCACCCCGCGGAAGGUUUUAUAUCACACUGAAAGCAGGUUGUUGCUUGUCAUGAGGACUGAACUGAGUAGUGAGUCAUAUUCCUCUGAUAUCUGUUUUGUAGAUCCUCUCAGUGGGUCGGUUGUUUCAUCUUUUAAACUUGAUCCUGGGGAAACGGGUAAAUGCAUGGAGUUGGUCAGGGUUGGAAAUGAACUAGUUUUGGUGGUUGGAACAAGUCUCUCUACUGGCCCAGCUGUAAUGGCCAGUGGUGAAGCUGAAAGCACCAGGGGCCGUCUGAUAGUCCUCUGCCUUGACCAUUUGCAAGUUUCAGAUAGUGGUUCUAUUGCAGUUAGUUCAAAGGCUGGUUCAUCUUCUCAACAAACUUCUCCUUUUCGUGAAAUUAUUGGGUAUUCAGCAGAACAGCUAUCAGGCAGUAGUAUUUGCAGCAGCCCAGAUGAUAAUAGCUGUGAUGGAGUCAAGCUUGAAGAAACUGAAGCUUGGCAUCUGCGAUCAGCGUACUCGACUAUCUGGCCUGGAAUGGUACUUGCUGUCUGUCCUUAUCUUGACCACUAUUUCUUGGCUUCUGCUGGUAAUGCUUUUUAUGUCUGUGGUUUUCCAAAUGAUAAUUCUCAACGAGUGAGAAGAUUGGCUGUAGGAAGAACACGCUUCAUGAUAAUGACUUUGACUGCACAUUUUACCAGAAUAGCCGUUGGCGAUUGCCGAGAUGGGAUCCUUUUCUAUUCAUAUCAUGAGGAAGCCAAGAAACUGGAGCAACUUUACUGUGACCCUGUUCAGAGGUUAGUUGCUGAUUGCAUGCUUAUGGAUGUCGAUACUGCUGUUGUUUCGGAUCGUAAAGGGGGUAUUGCUGUCUUGUCAUGUUCAAAUCAUUUAGAAGAUAAUGCAAGUCCGGAAUGCAACUUGUCGUUGAGUUGUUCAUAUUACAUGGGUGAGAUAGCCAUGAGCAUCAGGAAGGCAAGUGCUCUUACCCGUUGGCUUCAACUGCUCAUAACAUUGUCAUGUAUCACCUUGACUUGAAGCUUUCAUUAACUUUUGGAUCUCGUAAUGCCUUUAUUUAUUUCUUAAAUAGCAUAUAUGCUAACAUUUUCUGUUAUGUGAUGCCAUAUGCUUGGUGGGUCACACUCCUUUCCAUUUGUCAGAUUAUAUUUCCAUCGCAUGGAGUACCUAUAUGUAAUGCUUCUCGCAGGUUAUAAUAUAUGCAACAAGUGAUAGAAUUGGAAUUGGUAGAUAUAGAUACCAAUAUUUAGAUUGGUUGUUUACAAGUUUGUUAUGGGAAAAAGUUUUGAUUGGAGUUUUAAAUGUUUAUAGAGCAGAAGGGUUACUAUUUAGAGGAUAAGUGGUAACUGGAGAGGUUUCACAUAAUUGCCUUAUACACAAUGAAGCCAGAUAGAUGGAUGAACAAAUCAUAUAGCUAUAUUGUAGUCAUAUGGAUUCAGAUUGUUGGGGUCGUCUCAUUGCUGUUAUUCUUAGUUUUUCUGUUAUUGGGGUCAUCACUUCUUUUGUGAACUUCAUGUUUGAGUUCGUGAACAACGAAUUUUUUUUUUUGGGGACGCAUAAGCAUGGUUAAGUGUUGGGGUUUCUUGUAGUGUGUGAGAAAAUUUGGCUAAUUUGACUUCGUCUUAUUCCUUAAUGGUGGGUGCACAACUUUAAAUCCAUCUCUUUUGCUGCCCUUUUUUGAUUCACAUUUCUCUUUUUUUCGUUCUGAUUGCUGAUACAAUCCAAAUUAUCUUUCCACUACCAUUAGUUGGGAGUGUUCAACAGUUUGGGAGUUUGUCUACAUCUAGUUGUCACUUGUAUCUUAGAAAAAAAUGGUUGUUUGAAGGAAAAUGAGAGUGGAAACACUUUGGGAGGUGUAUGGCUGAUGAGAAUAGUUAGCGGGGAUAACUUGAUUAAUUGGAUACUAGAUACUAAAUUUGUGCCUGAUGAUGAAGGAUAAAACCUUUUGGGGCUUAUAUUAGGUUGAAUUAAUAUUUGCAGUGUGCUUUACGUUUGGAUAAGGAGUGUCUUUUGAGUAUCAAGGUACACCGUACACAAAUUAAAGAAAACCAUAUGCUGUGCGUGCUUGGAAUUUCGACAAUUGAAGCUCUUACUUGCCUAGGCUUUAGGAUAAAGAGAGAUCCCGUAUUCUAUUUCUAUACAUUGAAUAAGUGUUCAUAGCGUAGACCACAAAUGGCUUAGGAAGAAGGAAGUUCAAAAUAGAGUGAAUUUUAUGGAUUGUUACAGGAAAAAAAGAGUGUCUGACUAAUUUUUUAGUAGGAUUUAUCUACACUUGCCUCAAAAGUAUUUUAUUUAGAGUUACAUAGAUUUUAUUUCAUUUAUUUAUUUACUUAUUUUCGAAAAGGUUGAGAACUUCAGUUUAUAUUUUUUGCUACGGAAGCUUGGAUGAGCCCACAUCUACUGUGGGAAACAUAUUUGAAAAUGCCAUUGGGUCAUCCCACGGCCUUGGAGAUCAUCAUAUUUUGUAUUGUCUAUUAACAUAAAGAAAGUAUUUUUGGUUACUCUAGAUUUCUUGCAUGGGCUGUGCCAGUCGUCCAUGUAUGUUGUUUAUGGUCUGGUGUUAUUAUAUGUAUAUAUGGUCUUUGCUAGGUUUAUGUAGUCUUGCUAAAUUGGAAUUCUUGGCUUUUAAACCUGAAAAAAUAGGAUUAGUAGUCAAAAGAGAUCAUUAGAGGAUAAUCCCAGGAACUUUUAAUCUGUCAUUAGUUAUUUAGGGAAGGUAUUUUCAAAAAAAUGUGGCCAAGAGUGGGCCAGGAUAAAAGGUUAUUUUGUCUUGCAUGCACACAUAAAUGUUCUAAGUCAUGUGCAGUGCUUUAUUUCUGGAGUUGGUCGUCAGUUGUUUUUGUAUUAUUCAGAGUUGCUUUCUCAGAAUGUUUCAUCAGUAUUUACUUAUUUACUUUAUCGCUGAAACUUCUUUGGACUGUGUUCCAUAUGGCACAGGAGGAGGUUAUUUUUACUGUUAUUUCCAAAAUCAGUGAUAUGCGUGAUUCUAUUGUAGGGGUUAUUCUCUUACAAGCUUCCAGCGGAUGAUGUUUUGAGGGACUCUAAUGUAGCUAGUACAAUUACUGACUUGUCGCACAAUAGUGUCAUGGCCAGUACGCUUUUAGGAAGCAUAAUAAUCUUCAUCCCUUUUGUAAGGGAGGAAUAUGAACUAUUGGAAACAGUACAAGCUAGACUUGUGGUUCACCCACUGACUGCUCCUAUCCUGGGAAAUGAUCAUAAUGAGUUUCGCAGCCGUGAAAGUUCGGCUGGGGCACCUAAGAUACUUGAUGGCGAUAUGCUAGCUCAAUUUUUGGACCUUACAAGUAUGCAGCAAGAGGCUGUGUUAGCACUACCUCUUGGCUCGCCAAAGACAGUAAUGUUGAGUUCAAAACCAUCCCCUUCACCGAUUACUGUUAAUCAGGUUGUGCGGCUCCUUGAACGAGUUCAUUACGCCCUAAACUGAAUCUCUCCUUUGUCUUUCUCCAUGCCAUGGCUGCUGAGCUGUGAAAUUGUUUUGUGAGCCCUUGAGAAAAUCAAAUGGUCAAAUUGAAGGGGAAGAGCAGCACAAUAUUUUCGAUCAGCACAAUUUGUUAGCCAUCUAAGUAUCUGAAUGAACUACGCUCUGAACGAUGUUGGCUCAACAUAUGUUGUAAACAGAUUUGGUUGCAAGGAUGGGGUUCAACAACCAUACAGAUGGAAAUCCCCUGACGUUUAGGUUCAUUAUGCUCGCUGUCUUGGGGCUACAGCGCCACAGCAACUCGGAGAAUGUACCUGUCUAUAACUCGGCCUGUUUAUCUCGCAGCCUUCGAUAUACUGUUAAAAACUCAAAAAUCAUUUCGUAGAAAAUUCAUUGUAAUUAUUUGUUCUGGCCUUUUCUAUUUGUGCCCCAUUUUGCUUACCCCGGGGUUUUUUGUAAUACUUCUUCCUUCCAGGGCAAAUGAGUAUUUACCUACCAGAAUGGAGCUUUUUAUUUUCCCUGUAUUCUUCUUUGUUUAUUGCUGUAUUAGUCAUGACUCAUGAGUUCAACUGCUUAUAUGUAAAGGCUUGGUCUCUGAUAGGUAUUGUAUUAUAGCCGUGGUUUCCAUUUCUGUC